UCUCAUCAAACCCAUCCUCCACUGGUCCAACUGGUUUUUCGACUUUCUAUAAAUAUACGCAUAGGAACACAGACCUUCCUCUUUCAUAUCUGCACUGUGUUAACUAAAUUUCACUCCUAAAUAUACCCACAGAGAGAGAGAAAGAGAGAGAAAGUUUUUGUUUUUUGUUUUUCUUAUUAUUUUUCUCUCUUUCUCUCUCUCUCUCUUUUCUCUGUGUUUGUCUCCUCAUAUUUGUGUUAUUGGGUUUUUGUUUGGGGUCAAGAAACUAAAAAAUUAUGGGGCGAGGAAGAGUUCAGUUGAGGAGGAUCGAGAAUAAGAUCAACAGGCAAGUCACUUUCUCAAAGAGAAGGUCAGGUUUGUUGAAGAAAGCCCAUGAGAUCUCUGUGCUUUGUGAUGCUGAGGUCGCCUUGAUUGUGUUCUCUACCAAAGGGAAGCUCUUUGAGUACUCUACGGAUUCUUGUAUGGAAAGGAUCCUUGAACGAUAUGAGAGAUAUUCAUAUGCAGAGAGGCAGCUUCUUGCAAAUGAUCUUGAACCAAACGGAAGCUGGAACCUUGAACAUGCAAAGCUUAAAGCAAGGAUGGAGGUUUUACAAAGAAAUCAAAAGCAUUUCAGGGGAGAAGAUCUUGAUUCCUUGAGUCUUAAAGAGCUUCAGAGUUUGGAGCAACAGCUUGAUUCUGCUCUCAAACAUAUAAGGACAAGAAAGAACCAGGUUAUGCACGAAUCCAUUUCAGAUCUUCAGAAAAAGGAUAAGGCAUUACAGGAGCAAAACAACUCGCUUGCAAAAAAGGUUAAGGAGAAGGAGAAAGAAAUAGCCCAACAGGAACAAUGGGAGCAGCAGAAUCAUACCUUGGAAUCAUCCUCCGUCCUUCCCCAACCGUUGCAGCCUUGGAACAUUGGGUCUUACCAAGCAAGCGGCAAUGGAAGAGAGGAAGAAACAACUCCAUCUCAAAAUCAAGCCAAUACACUCCUACCCCCUUGGAUGCUUCGUCAUUUUAAUCAAUAGAAUGACAUAUAUAUAUACCCUCAAGGCUCGAGCUCCUAUCUAUGCAAUUUUUUAUGUCUCUUUGUGUGCUUAGAUAUGGAUGUGAUCCUGAAUCUUUAACAUUGUAAACUGUGUUGUAUUGAAUAUUGAUGCUUGAUAGAACAGUCUCAAAAUGUUUGUUACUAUGCA
This is a messenger RNA of Quercus robur (English oak), 1172 nucleotides long. Its product is annotated as truncated transcription factor CAULIFLOWER A-like. Gene Ontology annotation, cellular component: nucleus. Gene Ontology annotation, biological process: positive regulation of transcription by RNA polymerase II. Bases 276 to 1004 code for a protein of 242 amino acids. The record is from RefSeq and is a predicted model, not a curated record. Lineage: Eukaryota; Viridiplantae; Streptophyta; Magnoliopsida; Fagales; Fagaceae. Gene Ontology annotation, molecular function: protein dimerization activity; DNA-binding transcription factor activity, RNA polymerase II-specific; RNA polymerase II cis-regulatory region sequence-specific DNA binding. The transcript is spliced from 8 exons.